Messenger RNA from Peniophora sp. CBMAI 1063, 816 nucleotides. Lineage: Eukaryota; Fungi; Basidiomycota; Agaricomycetes; Russulales; Peniophoraceae. The record is from the annotation of a GenBank genome assembly.
AUGGAAUGGUAUGCGUCGCAGGAGACGAAAGACCGCGCCUAUGAAGAGGCGUACCUGUACGAGUGGCUACCGCCACCAGACGCCUACCAGCUACCGCCUUACCAAGCUACUGUCGAUGCUUUCCUCGUCCGCUGCACGUUGCUGUCCCCUCCACCCAUACAGUUGCGGGCGUACGGCAUGCCAGAAUACCUCUGGUCCCGACUCUAUGAUUGGAUCGACGCACCUGUGACUGCACGACGUCUGGUAGCAGAAAAGUCUGCCGUCGGGUUCAGGAUGCGCUGGCCCAGGGCGCCGGUAGUCAUCCGCACUCGGGCUCAGGAGGUUUGGAUGCGGAACAGGGCCUUCGAGCCUCCGUCGAACAUGGUGGAUCGCAUCGAAGCUCUUUUCUUUCAAUGGGAGGCGGAGCUGCACGCGCAAGCUGCGGCCUUCCACGCGCCGACCGCUGCACCGCCAGUGUUCUAUCGGCUGAAGUCUGAGUACAUCGAAGACCGGGCGAACGGCCUGGACCUCCUGUCUGCGGCCGUCCCCUUCGACACCCCAGCGCCUUCGCAUUCUGGCGGCUCACAGCCGCUGGACCCGCCCGUCAACGACUUCAUCGGCGACUUCGACUUCUUUUCCGCCGCGGCUUCUUUUGACUCGGCUACGCAACUCGACCAGCCGCCGCCGGCAAACACGCCGCAACCGACAAUUGAUGCGUCGUCGUGGUCCGACACUAUCUCGGCGGCAUGUUCGCCUGCGGAAGGCAUGCCGCGCGCUGCUCCUUCAUGGCAGUUCAGCGCUUCUCUAAGGGAGUACGCGCGCGUGGGCGCUUCGUGA